Diachasma alloeum is the source of this 1328-nucleotide messenger RNA. RefSeq names its product mitochondrial amidoxime reducing component 2-like. The transcript is spliced from 5 exons. The coding region runs from base 244 to 1227 and encodes 327 amino acids. The record is from RefSeq and is a predicted model, not a curated record. Gene Ontology annotation, molecular function: pyridoxal phosphate binding; molybdenum ion binding; catalytic activity. NCBI's taxonomy places the organism in Eukaryota, Metazoa, Arthropoda, Insecta, Hymenoptera, Braconidae.
AUGGCAUGAGGCAUCGCAGCCGUAUUAAUCCACGAAUUCAAUCCUAAAGUAUCUUCCCAUCCUCUGCAUGCAAUAAGUGAUAACAAACUAUUUAUAACCGAUAACCCAAGCUCGUCUCGACGUGUAAAAUCACUCAGUGUCCAUUUAUUAACUACAGAAAUCCGUUACAAAAUCUAUAAUUAGCGGUUUCGAUUCGUAAUAAACGAUUUCGCCGUUUGGUCCGCGCAAUUCACCGACAAUUUAAUGGAUAGAGCCAGGCUUUAUCUCGCUCCAGCUGUCCUAGUUGGUGUUGGGACGCUAUUCAUCAGUUUACGAUGGCUGUGGAGCAAGAGGAGGGCCCGGCCUCCCACACACUGGAGGAAAGUUGGAGAGAUCGCCGAGAUUUUUGUUUUUCCGGUUAAAUCACUGGGACCUGUUCGAUUGGAUGAAACUGAGUGCACUAUUCUCGGAUGCAAAUCCGGGUGGCUCAGGGACAGAAGUUUACUCGUUGUUGACGAUGGGGAUAGGUUUUUUACAGCUAGAAAGUGCCCGAAAAUGGUUAAGGUAAUACCGAGUAUUUCCGGCUCCAUUCUAUCCCUAAGUGCCCCAGGAAUGACAACAAUUAGCGUGGACCUGUCAAAAGUAGAAAAAAAGCUGAAAGUAGUGAUUUGGGGUGAUACAGUCCCCUCAAACGAUUGUGGCGAGGAAGUAGCAAGAUGGUUAUCAAGAUACAUUUUGGAGAAAGACUCGGGUCUCAGGCUUGUCUACUACCCACUCGACACUUCCUCCCGCACCAUCAGCAGAGUCAACAAGAGCUUCCACCUGUUCGAAACAUCCGAUCUCGGAGUUUUCACUGAUGAGACGAGCUUUGCCUUGAUGAAUCAAGCAUCCGUCGACGAUUUGAACACUAGAUUGGAGGAGCCGGUGGAUCCUCUGCGGUUCAGACUCAAUUUCACUGUUAAGGGAGCCCCAGCUUACGAAGAAGACACCUGGGACUGGGUAAAAAUCGGAUCAGUGACGUUUAGAAACGUCAGACCGUGCAUUCGGUGUGUCAUGACUACUAUCAGUCCGGCGACUGGUGAGAAACAUCCGAAAGUGGAACCGUUGGAAACUCUAAAGAAGUACAGACAACCUGGAGAUCCCGCUGUGAAGUCUGUAGUGGGCACAAGUCCAGGAUUUGGUAUUCAUUUAGGUCUGAAAGGUCCGAAUGGAAUUGUGAGAGUCGGUGAUCCAGUUUAUGUUGGAUAAACCGAUAUAAAAAAGAACCAUAUUUUUCUUGUCACCUUACGGUUUGAUAGUUUUAUAAUUAAUUAAAUAAUGAAUGAAUAAAAAUAACUGAAAACAAAUGA